CCGCCUCCCGCUCCAGCUCCUCCCGCCUCAGCGCUUCCCGCCGGCCCCCUCAGGAGUUGCCGGGAAUCAGGAGCCGCCGCAGCCCUCGGCGGCCGCCGGAGCCCCGCUCCCGGCAGGAGAGGAUGAUGAGGUGAGGCCACGGCGGAGGUGCGGACAACAGCGGCGCAGUGGCUGCCUUGGAGCUGAGGGAGAAGUCCACAGAAAGUUUGUUCCUCCUGGCCAAUGCACUCUAUGGUGCAAGACAAGGAAGGGACACGGGGACAGUCCCUCCUGGCCCACUGAGCUGCUUCCAGCGUCCCAGAGAGGGCUGGGGAAUCUACAAGGAGGAGGGACCGAUAAUGGAGCCACCACAGCUUGUGGCUCACAGAUGGCAGAGGAGCAACCUGCUAUCAGGGCGUCUGUCUGUGUUCCUGCCAAAAGCACAGAUGAUAUUUCCUAGCUUGUUUUAAAGGGAGCCCUGCUGGAAGUUCUGUGUUUCACUCAUCUUCUGUGCUGUUGCAGCCUGCUUCAGUAACCAAGCUGAGGCUGCUGAGCUACUGUGUCAGAACUGUGGCUGGUUGUGUGUUAAAGGUGCAAAGGAAGCAGUUUUGAGGUUUCACAGAGAAAACGAUGCACCGAUACACCACCACGCACUCUGUUUGGUGUUUGUGUGCAGUGUGUAAAAACCACAAGUCAACUCCAUCAUCACACAACACAAUCAUCACUUCAUUGCAGUGGUGAUUCAGCUGCUCAUAAAGCUCUGAAUGGAGCUGGUGAGCUCCAGAGCUGUGUGAGACAAGCUUACUGCAACCUGCGUGUGGAAACAUCUGCACUGUGUGAUACCAGUUAAAUGGCUGCUCACAUGUUUCUCUGGUGAGUAACUGGGAACUCAUUUGCUGGUUUCUGCUUUCAAAUAGCAAGACUUUCCUUUUCAAGGCUCAGUUUUAGUGCGGGAGGACACUGGCCUUGCACUUAGAGAACCAGAUGGCAGUCUUUCCUGAGCUGUCUCGGGUUUUCUUAGGAUGCACUGCAGUCGCUCAGGCUUUGGAGCAGAAUUUGUUUCAUAAGUAUGUGGUCUCUGUGAAGAACUUUAAAAAACAGCACAAAACUACCAAACCCAAGAAAAGUAAUUUCUUUUGGCACUUCUGCAGCAGCGGAGAGUUGGGAUUUUCCAGCAGACAAUGGGGAAAUAGCUAGAGGUGGUGACAAUUCCUCUUUUAGGUCUCGUGGACGGCCCAACUUUCUACAUUCACUUUUCAUGCUGUCCCAGCAGUCACUUUCUAAACACUUUUUCCGUGCAAGAGGUCAGUUUGGACAGCCCAAGGAAUGCUUUAUAGAUAUUUGAUUUACCACUGCCUGCAGACAGAGUGUUGGCAAAGAUCUCUUGAUACCCGAGAGCAAAGCACCCAGGCCCAGCCAGUACUGCCUCACGCCGUUUUAAGUCUAUCCAGCAAAUCUUACUGCUAAAUGACAUAUUUCCUGCAAAGAUAAAUCUGCCUGUGAGACCCUCACGAAGAGCUUGCUGGCAGCAGCGGUGAGUCGUGGCUGCUGAGCUCCCACUGCUGUGCUCCCGGGUGCCUGGAAGUGCUGUGCAGUCAGUGGAGCACAGGAGACCUUUCGGCGUCGCUCCAAAACCGAUCCGUUGCGUUCCGCAGCCGCUCCGUGCCGUCAUCUUGCCGUCCCCUGGUCCCGAGGGCUCCUCUCGUCAUGAGCUCCUUCGAGGAGGCCGAAACAGAGGAGACAGUGACGUGCCUGCACCUGACCUUCUACCACCCUGGCCAGGCCGAGAGGAUGGUGUUCCGCUGCCUGGAUUUCUGCCGGCGCCAGCGCGUCCGGGCGGACGACACGGCCAGGUUCGGCCGCGACUCCAGCCUCUGCCACUACAGCCUGGUGGACACGCGCGUCUCCCGCCUCCAGUUCUCCCUGCAGUUCUACAGGAAGCUCCACACCUCCGAGUACAGCUUCGAGAUCAAGAACUUGAGCAAGAAAACGAAGCUGACCGUCAACCAGACGGAGCUGGGCUACCUGAACAAAAUCGACCUGCCCUGGAAGUGCAUCAUCUGCUUCGGGGACUACCAGAUCCUGGCAGAGAUUCAAGAAGGGGAGGCCGUGGAUUAUUUUGAGACUCACUUGCACUUGGCUGAAGCACCCAUCUUGCAGGAAAGGUGCCUGCCAUCCCUGCAGCCUAUCCCCGAGAACGGCAUUACUCCUUCCUUUCCUCUUUGCCAAGGCAAAAGCCCGACAGAGAUUGACGAGAACGAGCUGUACUAGCAGGGAGAAGGAGGCUGGAUCAGCUUUUGUAGCUCCAACAGACACGGCCCUCACCUCAGCCCGGUGUUCUUGGCUGUGCACACCAGUCUUCUUUGCUUGGUGUUUCCAGCACAGACGUUCCAGAGCACUGCUCCACAGGAAUGGAUUCUUGCCACUGCCUUCACAGAGGGCUCUCUGAUGCCCAGAAAGGUGUGGGAGAUGAGGGGUCACUCAAAUCCAUGGAAUCCCAGAACUGUGGCCACGUGCCUUGGAGGGGUAUUUAACAGGCAUUAAUACAGCAGGGGUUUUGGUCCCAGCCCAGGGGUGACACAAUGUCUUGUUGCAUAUUUUACUUCGUGCUCUCUUUUGCACACCAAAUUCCAAACAGUAUUUUUUUUGUGAGCCUAGGUUGUAACUUCACAGAUUUUGCAACUUGGAAACACUUUGUCCUUUUAAAUUUAUGUUUUCAUUAGCUUCAAAGCAAGGUUUCUGUUUUAUUUUUACUUAUUUAAUUAACUUUUUUUUUUUUCUGCAAGUUAACUACUUUUGCUUGUGAUGUAGACAAACAUGUAGCAUCAAUGAUCAUGGUCUAUAAAAAUACACAUUAAUUUUGCAAUAAAUACAUUUUGUUCCCUA
Passer domesticus (house sparrow) is the source of this 2865-nucleotide messenger RNA. RefSeq names its product TRAF interacting protein with forkhead associated domain (gene TIFA). NCBI's taxonomy places the organism in Eukaryota, Metazoa, Chordata, Aves, Passeriformes, Passeridae. The coding region runs from base 1687 to 2250 and encodes 187 amino acids. The transcript is spliced from 3 exons. Gene Ontology annotation, molecular function: protein binding. The record is from RefSeq and is a predicted model, not a curated record. Gene Ontology annotation, biological process: canonical NF-kappaB signal transduction.